Molecule: messenger RNA, 1986 nt
Organism: Thermothielavioides terrestris NRRL 8126
Lineage: Eukaryota; Fungi; Ascomycota; Sordariomycetes; Sordariales; Chaetomiaceae
Exons: 3
Coding region: 1-1986 (661 amino acids)
Biological process (GO): negative regulation of transcription by RNA polymerase II
Cellular component (GO): PRC1 complex
Molecular function (GO): promoter-specific chromatin binding
Source: RefSeq, a predicted model, not a curated record
AUGCGUACCACGACCCUAAUAUACCACGCCCUGUCGCUCGUCGCUGCCGUCAAGGCCGGUCCCUUGAGAAGACGUCUGCAGCCGUGGGCGCCGGCAGCCAAUGUCCCGCGACAGGCUUCCUCCCAGACCGCCAGCAGCAAUGGCCAGGCCACGCUGACCGUGUUGUCCACCGGUCCGCAGCUGUCCUCGAUAGCGACAGCGACAACGACGGCCGCAACGACUGCGGCCACUGCCGGUGUUGUCUCACACCGACUCCCUACCCCCUUCGACGCUUGCUACGUCGACGGUUCUGGCGAGCUCUGCGUCAUCCGGCGCGGUGAGCUCAGUUCCCACCAGCUCGCCAAGCUCGAUAUUUACAACUGCAGAGACCGCGGGCACUGCCAGCUCCACCACUUCGGUGCUCGCUGGUCUUGCAAGCACAGCCCCGGUCAGCGAAGCCAGCUCGUCGCCAGCCAGCUCGUCGCCAGCCAGCUCUGUGACAGCUGCUUCAGCUGCCGGCCUAUCGAGUCUAUCAGGAUCGCUUGGCAGCACCCUCACGCUUCCUCUUGUAAAGACGGCCACCUCCCAGACAUCGCUUGCAUCGGCAUCGAACCCCCCGUCGACUGCUCUGAGCACCCCAAGCGGUUUGUCUUCAGCCGCUCCAAGCACGCAUGUCUCGUCAUCUCCCACGGGGUCGGUGCCAAGUACCGCCAGCGCACCCAGUGCAUCUUCGGCCGCCGGCCCUGCUACGGGAUCCAGCGCACUGGGGUCGUCAGUUCCCCUCUCCAGCACGCUAGGCUCAGCCGCAUCUACCGAAACGUCAGCCCCUACCGGUUUAUCGUCCACCCACACCGGCACCUCUUCCACCCCGCCCACCGUCACGGUAUUCCCCCCGCGACUUCCACCGUGUCCCCGGACGUGUACCAGAGCAACCUGCAGAUAGCACGCGGGUACAACAAUGUUUUCGCCACCCUGACCGAGCAGUCAGCCUGCGAGGUCGGCCAAGCGGCGUGCGUUGCUGGAGGUCUGGGCCUGUGUCCCAGCGGCCAGAGCUUCAAGGUCAUCCCUUGCCCAGACCCUGGCGCCGCCUGCUUUGCGCUGCCAAUGAACACGACCGAGGGCGUGCUUGUGGGCUGCGCCAAUAUUGUCGAGGCGAAGCGGAUUCUGGGGUCCGUCCCAGAUGCAAUGAUACCGACCUCAUCGCUGGGGGCCUCAUCGACUGCCCCGUCCACAACGUCGCCUGCUUCAUCCACCGACCCCGCGUCCUCCGUGCCCGGCGGCGCUUCUUCAAAGUCAGCCGCUUCGACAGCAGCCAGCUCAACAGACAACAGCCGUAUCACCAGCACUACUACGGUCACGGUAGUGGCCGGCACGGGAACCGUCACCGUGACGGCUAACCCGGACGCCGCCGGCCCAACCUCUUCAGAGACGUCCACCUCCCCCUCGGAGUCCAUACCGUCCUCCGCGAGCCUCCUGACAGACCCCAUCACCCGCACCGCCACGGUAUCCUUGUCCACCGGCCUCGGCACCAUCACGCUGACCAUCAACCCGAACCCGACCGACGACCCCGCCGCGACGGCCACAACGGCGUCCGAGUCUCACCCCGCCGUGUCCGUCCCUCUAUCCGUCGGCGUGCCGGCUUCGUCCGUCGCCUUCUCCCUCCCCAGCACCAUCGUCUUCACCACCAUUGCCCAGCCCACGACGACAUCGUCGACGUCCUCGAGCCCCAGGCUGGUCGUCAUCCCCAUCACCGACGACCCCACCACCACCACGACGGCGGCGGCGGCGGCGACGGCGACGACCCAGCCGACCCGCACCGGCGCGGGGACGUCAGCGGGCGCGGCGAACGGCGCGGCUGUCACCAGCAGCAGCAGCAGCGCCGCGGUGACCGUGACGGUGACGAAGAUGCAGACGCAGCUGGUCACGGUGACGGAGACGCAGCGGGAGACGGUCACGGCUACCACGACGGCGACGGUGACGGCGAAGAGUGUCGUGGUGCAGGUUUGA